Messenger RNA from Melampsora larici-populina 98AG31, 1998 nucleotides. RefSeq lists its product as uncharacterized. NCBI's taxonomy places the organism in Eukaryota, Fungi, Basidiomycota, Pucciniomycetes, Pucciniales, Melampsoraceae. The record is from RefSeq and is a predicted model, not a curated record. Bases 1 to 1998 code for a protein of 665 amino acids. The transcript has 7 exons.
AUGCGAACCGAAACUACAAAGAAAUCCGACUGGAUAGUUAGAAGAUAUUAUUGCUUGGGAGUUAUCAAAUGCUCCGAGGAUGGAUGUGCUUUGGCUGCCUCCCCACCCACAGGCCCAAAUAAGAUUGCGGAAUCACUCACCUCUUGUCCUAUAUCAACUUGCGAUGGCCUUCGAACACAUAUCAAGUGUGAUGCCGUUUGUCGAUUUGAUGCGGAGCUAGAUAAAAAUGGCAAAGAAGGGUGGGGUUUGCUUCGACAUCAAGGUACUCAUCAACAUGAGUGGGCUGAGUCAAAGAAAGCGGAUCCAAUCUCAAAGGAAAAACUUAAGGAAAAGGUGCUCAAUGACCCUAAAACCGGACCUUUAGGUAUGAAGGUUGGACAGGCGCACACGAGAAAGGACCCCAUUGAAUCAGUAACAGAUAUUCACACGUCUUUUGGCCAUGCCGACCGCCUAGGAAUAUACUUGCGACGGGUCUUCCUAAGACAGGCGGGCAUUAUGACCAACUCACAAGACCCCGAAUCCGGUGACAAGUGGCUUCAGUCCAUGAUGGACUGGUCCAAGAAAGGCCUGCGUGUGGUUUCUUCGUCUAUUGCCGGGGAAGACGCUCACAUCUCAUUCCAAACUGGUUGGAUGGCGGAGGUGUUGGUUGAACCUGACGAGAGAUCAACUACUUAUACUGGUGGCUUACUCUCGGACGUAACUUACCGGUUUUUCAAAAUGGGAUACUUAUUAACAACUUCGAAGUACUGCGAAACAAUCAAACGCUGGGUACCAGUCCUUUUCUCGUGGCUCGGUGGUCUCCAGGCAGAACAUUACAAAAUACAUUUCAAGAACUUGCUACAACAGAUUCAAAAAACGAAAAUGACCGACAAGGAGAAGGGAAUGAUGGUAGAACAAGUCGUGGAUUUAUCACUAGCUCAGAAAGUCGGUUUCCAAGAUGCUUACAUGGAGGUAUUCAAAUGUAAUGAUAAGAAUGUGGCGUUGGCGAAAUUGCAUGGCUGCGAAUGGCAUUACCUCCAAGCUGUUGCGCGUCUUAAGAAGAAUAGUAAGAUUGUCAAGCCACAACAAAAGCUGACCAUAUCAUCCAACAGGGCACUUGGGAGAAGAAAUGAGUUACGGCGGCUUUUCCCAUUAGCCAAGAGGUGGCUAGAGUGGUGGAGUUGCUCCGACAUUCAAGCUAUGCUAUUUCCCGCAAGAAAGCGGUUGCCACUCGACAAUCCUCCCUUACCAGAGGAAGACAGUGAUGCUGACGAAGACGUCGAUGACGAAGAAAUCAUUCGAAGACACCCGGAGUUGCCUGCGACCACGAAUGGACAGGAAUCUAUGCAUCGUGUCUAUUAUCUCUUGUGCAAAGGCAAAUGUCCAGUCAUACCUGGCAUUAUCCAACUUAUAGCCUUUGCACAGUGUAUGGAAAAGGAUUACCAGCAGGUAAAAAAGGGUAUUUCCAUUACCUACGGUGGUCAAUCCGAAAAAACUUGGCAAGAUCUUGUGAAGGCGAUAGGAAUGGCACCCCCAACCAAACGAAAGUUUACCCGAAACGAUGGCCGCGCUCCUGACACCACAGAAGAACUUCUGGGAACUCAAAAAAGCACCAAACCACCCAAACUUGGUCGACCUGUUGGAUCCCAGAAUAUCAACCACAAUCCUCUCACGACUUACCAGUCUUAUUCUGCUGGAACUAAUGAAGGGACCCAAAACAGGUGUUGGAAAACAGCUACUCUAGAAACACUUUACGCCUUGUUCAGCCCAACUUGGAGUCAAUUCUUGACGGUAAACAGCACAAACUUGGUCAACGAACUCAUCCGCCAUUUCACCGCAAGAUGUAAAGUGGAAUUCAAUGGCGAUAACUUUGGCCAUAGCAUGUCUCGAUGGCAAACUAUUCUACACAAAGCUAUUCAAAAAUUAUCGGAAUCCUACACAACUGGCCAGUUUGCAUCCGCCAACGGAUUUAUGGAGUUUUUACUUGCCAAUGUGGAAGACAACAAAUCAUCUCUUUGA